AUGGCUUACGUGUUGUCUUCAUCGUCAUCGUAUCAUUACAUCCUAAGUGACAGUCUGCAGCAUAUAAAAGCAUGCUCGAACAAUGCAAAGCCAGUCAACCCACCAAAGACACCUCCUGCACAACCUCUCACUCACAAGAUGAUUUAUCAAGCCACAGUAAUUCUGGUUGUGUUGGUCGUCGCCCAUGCCUUCCCUGGCAACUACGGCCCAGUGUAUGCCUCUGUCCCUUUACCUUACGGCUUCAACUACGCCGUGAACGACGCUUACAAGGGAACCAACUUCGGCCAGAGUGAGAAGUCCGACGGGAACAGCGUCUGGGGAUCCUACACCGUCGCCCUCCCCGACGGUCGCAAACAAACCGUGGACUACACAGCUGACCACGGCAGGGAUUCGUGGCCAAGGUCAGCUUCUCCGGCAAGGCUCAGCACCCCAAAGUUUCUGGUCCUGCCGUCGUCUUCCCUCAAAACGGAGGCGGAUAUCAUUAAAUGA
Messenger RNA from Penaeus vannamei (Pacific white shrimp), 489 nucleotides. The record is from RefSeq and is a predicted model, not a curated record. Lineage: Eukaryota; Metazoa; Arthropoda; Malacostraca; Decapoda; Penaeidae.